AGUCUCUCUCUCUCACUCACUAUCUCACGCACACAUCAGCCAUGGCUAAGGAACUACUAAUUUUGAUGCUUUGCUUUGUGACCUUGGUUGUUUCAGUAGAAAACCAGGCAACUAUGACUCCAGCUGCACAACCCAUGCCACCAAAAGACAUCGACACGUCCGGCUUUACUCAGGGUAGUCUUCAACCUCAAGAAUGUGCACCACGUUGCACCAAGAGGUGCUCCUUAACAGCUUUCAAGAAGCCAUGUACGUUCUUCUGCAACAAGUGUUGCAACAAGUGUUUGUGUGUGCCACCAGGCACUUAUGGGAACAAGGAGAUGUGCCCUUGCUACAAUAACUGGAAAACCAAGCGAGGAGGACCUAAAUGCCCAUGAAUCCUAGAACCGAACUCUCCUGUAAUAAUUGACCUUCAGCACUACAAAAAAAGAAAGAAAAAGAUUACCAAUGAAAAGGGAAGGGAAGAGGGUUUUCUUAUGUAUGUAAAUUUGGUUGUUGUUCUAUCCAUUUUCUCUGGUUGUUGUUUUUUGAACUUAGAGUGUACCAAUCUAGUGAAAUAAAAGUUCCAUCAGUAUGU
This is a messenger RNA of Papaver somniferum (opium poppy), 574 nucleotides long. RefSeq names its product protein GAST1-like. The record is from RefSeq and is a predicted model, not a curated record. Bases 42 to 374 code for a protein of 110 amino acids. Lineage: Eukaryota; Viridiplantae; Streptophyta; Magnoliopsida; Ranunculales; Papaveraceae. The transcript is spliced from 4 exons.